UUGUUGCCGAAAUCAGUCGCAUCUCAACUUAUAAUGGGCCAACCGGUGAUGGCGGAAAACCUUUCCGCUGAAUCUACGCCUCUGGAAGUUGUGGAUCUACUUAACGACUUGUAUACUAGUUUCGACUCCAUUAUUGAAAACUUUGAUGUCUACAAGGUGGAGACUAUUGGGGAUGCGUACAUGGUGGUAUCAGGUCUCCCAAUGCGCAAUGGUAAUCGUCAUGCCGCUGAAAUUGCAAGAAUGUCUCUCGCCCUCCUCCGAGGAGUCAGGGUAAAGACCGUUCCACAUCGACCAGGGGAAAGACUACUGCUGAGAAUUGGAAUGCAUUCAGGUCCGUGUGUUGCUGGAGUUGUGGGUUUGAAAAUGCCCAAGGUAUUGUCUUUUUGGCGAUACGGUGAAUACCGCAUCAAGGAUGGAAUCACACGGAGAGGCUCUUAA
Danaus chrysippus (African queen) is the source of this 438-nucleotide messenger RNA. The record is from the annotation of a GenBank genome assembly. Lineage: Eukaryota; Metazoa; Arthropoda; Insecta; Lepidoptera; Nymphalidae.